AUGAGCGCCAUCAUGCGCCGCGCGCACCGCUUCAUGCCGCACCUCUCCCCCGCGCUGCUCGACGCCGCGCUCAGCGGCGGCGGCCCGGUCGGCGGCGCGUCGGUGCGCGUGGGGCUUCGGCCCUACGCGCUCGGCGGCCUGCCCGCGAUCGGGCCGGUGCCGGGGCUGCCGGGCGUGUUGAUGGCGGCGGGGCACGAGGGCUCUGGGCUGUCCCUCGCGCCGGCGACGGCGGAGCUGGUGCUGCGGCAGCUGGGGGAGCACCCGCCGCCGCGCGGGGCGCCGCUGGAGGCGGGCGCGUUCGACGACAUGCUUCCGGAGCGGCGGCUGCACGCGGCGGCGGCUGCGGCGGCCGCGGCGGCGUGCCUGCAGCGCUCGCGCUGA
Molecule: messenger RNA, 381 nt
Organism: Monoraphidium neglectum
Lineage: Eukaryota; Viridiplantae; Chlorophyta; Chlorophyceae; Sphaeropleales; Selenastraceae
Exons: 1
Coding region: 1-381 (126 amino acids)
Cellular component (GO): cytoplasm
Molecular function (GO): oxidoreductase activity
Source: RefSeq, a predicted model, not a curated record